UUGUGAUGUCAGCUGAUCCUGAAAGGUUUUUUGGUGCUUGGCCACAUCACAUCGAAAAGCACCUUGGAAACAUUCAAAACCUUAUUUCAUGAAAAAGCCCACUGAUAAUACUGAAAACCGGGCAUUUGUCUUUUUUAGGCGGAUUACACGUCUCUCUUGCCAGGUUUGGAACGCAUCUCAUUCAGAGGAGGAGGCGUACAUAGCUGCGGGUUUGUUCUGCAUUGCUUGUGCGACACACGGUGAUUGGAUGCACAUGCCAGCCAGUGACGCCGGAGCGGGGGGCUUGAACGCGACCAUGUCCGAGAAGGACAUUAGGCAAGAGACAACACUGGCUGCGUACUCCCCAGUCGAUUACAUGAGCAUUACGAGCUUCCCCCGUCUGCCCGAGGAGGAUGCCGCCUCUGCGGAGAACAACCUCCGGUCCCGUAAAGAUGAGGAUGCCUUCCUCAGCGAGCAGGAUACGGAUCCAGACCUGUUCCUCAAGUCUGCCCGGCUGCAGCGCCUGCCCUCAUCAGAGCUGGGCAGUCAGGACGUGUCCCCCCUGCGGGAGACGCACCGGGACCCGCUGGCGGGGGACUGCAGCUGCCAGCAUGACGGACUCACCAUCAUCAUCACUGCCUGCUUGACAUUCGCCACCGGGGUCACCGUGGCGCUCAUCAUGCAGAUCUACUUCGGAGACCCUCAGAUCUUUACCCAGGGGGCCGUGGUGACUGAUGUGGGACGCUGCUCCUCACUGGGGGUGGAGGUGCUGAAGAGGCAGGGCUCCUCUGUGGACGCAGCAAUUGCCUCAGCGUUGUGUAUCGGAAUCAUCAACCCACACGCCUCAGGCAUUGGAGGCGGUGGAUUGAUGUUGGUUCACGACAUCCGAAACAACAAAAGCUGUGUGAUUGACUUCCGGGAGACAGCGCCCUCUGCCAUCCAGGAGGAGAUGCUUCAGUUGAACCUGGAGGAAAAACCAGGUCUGUUGGUGGGUGUGCCGGGCAUGCUCAGAGGGAUGCACCAAGCACAUCAGCUGUAUGGAAAAAUGCCCUGGGUCGAGAUACUAUCCCUGACAGCAGAAGUUGCUCGAGGUGGAUUUAACGUCACUCGCGAUCUAGCUGAUGCAGUCUCAAAAAUGAAGGAGCAGAAUGUGUCAGACUCUUUUCGGGAGAUCUUUAUGCCAGACGGACAACGUCUGCUUCCUGGCUUGCUCAUGAGGCGCUUGGACCUGGCGGACAUCUUGGAUUCAGUUGGAACCAAAGGAGUGGCCGCGUUUUACAGCAGUAAUCUCACACAGGAAAUGAUAGCUGAGGCACGUGAAAGAGGAGGAGUCCUGCAAGAGGAGGAUUUCAGUAACUACAGUGUGAUCAUUGAGAAGCCACUGGAGGGUGUUUACCAGGGUCACCAGAUCCUGGCCCCUCCUCCCCCCCACGCUGGUGCUGCCUUAAUUGCAGCCCUCAAUAUCUUGGAGGGCUUCAACAUCACCAGCCAGGUCCCCAGAAACAGCACUUACCACUGGAUAGCAGAGUCCCUGAAAAUUGCUUUAGCCCUGGCAAGCAACCUGGGAGACCCCGUCUUUGAUUCAACAGUUUUGAAUGCAGUGCAGGAGAUGUUAAAUAAAUCAGAGGCUGGAUUUCUGCGUCAGAGUAUCAGUGAUUCCCAGGCCUUCCCUCCUGGGCACUACACCACCUUCUAUUCCCAGGAGUCGGGGCCCUCCAGCAGCCAGGUUGUGGUCAUGGGACCGGACGACUUUACUGUCUCAGUCAUGAGCUCCCUGAACCGUCCAUUUGGCAGCGGGAUUUUAACUUCCUCUGGGAUUCUCCUAAACAGCCAGAUGCUUGACUUCUCCUGGCAAAACAAAACUGAGAGCUCCGUGCCCCCCUCGCCACGGAACAGCAUCCAGCCAGGGAAGAGGCCUGUGUCCUUCCUCCUCCCUACGGUGGUGCGGCCGACCCACGGUCUGUGUGGGACUUACCUCACCUUGGGGGCCUCCGGUGGGGAACGAGCCAUCAGUAGCAUUGCCCAGGUUUUGUUAAGCGUCUUGUCUUUCCACAAGAACCUGAGCGACAGCUUGUCUCUAGGAAGGCUCCAUCCACAGCUGGAGCCCAGCGUCAUUCAAGUGGACGAUGAAUUUCUAGAGGAAGAUAUUGGGCUCCUUGAGGCCAAGGGUCACGAUGUGAAGAGGGUGGAAGUGCUGUCAUUGGUCGAGGGCACCAGGAGAACAAACGACCUCAUCAUAGGAGUGAAAGACCCGCGGAGUAAGGAUGCGACCGUUGCCACGACAUCCUAGCAAGGCGGGGAAUGCGGAUGAGGGGAGUAAGCACUAUCCGGAUCGAGGGUGGAUGGGUUGAUUUUAUUUAUUGUGAACAACUGCACACAUUUCAGUAUUUACUGUAACUACUCUACACAACCUGCAUUACAAAGGCAUGUCGCACACCAGUAUAAAGUCUUGUGUAGUCUGAGCACUUCCUGAGCUGUAAAUACCACUGGAAAUAAAGUAGACCAUGCCGACCCCCAGUAAUGUGGGAUUAUCCAAGUACUGCUGAGAAUCAGGAUGUAAUGAUGUGAACAUAGAGCUGCUAAACAAACCAUAUUUAAACAUGAACAUCGCAGUGUUUGGAAUGUGAUGAACACAGGAAGGGGUUAUUUUUAUUUAUUUUUUGGCAGAUCAGUGUCGUUUCCUGCUUUUAUACUUUAUCCAACCCAAAGGUAUGUAUAGUAAAUGUGUAUACACCAGUCUUUGUCUAUACAGGAAGUAUCUUGUAUGAUAUGUUUCCACCAAUCAGAAACCAAGAAAAAAAUUCAAGUAUGUAGUCAUUCUUUUAACUGCUUAUUUACCAAAAAAAUUAUUUCUAUCCAAGAUACAGGAUUGUAUGAAAAGAAAAGCAUUAAGGUAAUAGAUUAACAAACCCUGUAGUGCGGAAUGUGGUAGAAAAGACAAUAAUUGUAGUUGGUAGGUUUGGGUGGUGUUGGUUUCUUGUGGAAUCUGGAUACUUUUGCAAACAAAAGUGGUCACCCUUAUGAAACUGAGGCAUCUUCCAGAGGUUGGGAUGUUGGAGGUUUUAGACUGCCGCCAGUACAAGUUGCUGAAUACAUUGUUCAGUAGGCAGAAAAAUACUAAGUGUAGUGUAAGGAAAAGAAAAUAGACGUGUGCACCUCAACAUUUUUUCAUUUAUUUAUGAAAUAAAACCAGUGUUUCUCAUUAAAAACAUUUUUUUUUUUUAAAAAAGCAGCUCCUUUCAACUCUGACUAGAUCAUAAUUCCCAGGCCCUUCUAGUAAUAAACUGAAGAAAAAAAAUCAGGUGUUUUGCAAAAAAAAAAAAGUAUUGCCUUAACAGGUAAUUUUGAGAAACAUUGCUAUAUACUAUACUACUGUAUAUGAGAUUCAUUGGGCAAUACUGACAGCCUGCUCCCUCCCACAAGAUGUGUGCCAAAUUACAUGAAAGGUUUUAACAUUGCAGCAGACUUGAAGCCAAGUGUGUGUGUGUGUAAAGAGUCUGGUGAAGUAGCCCACACUGCAGAUAUAAAACAGUAUGUUAUUGAUGCCUUGACAGAUGUAAUAAUCCACUUGCCCUUUCUUGCAUGGGAAAUUAUAGGCAUUGGUUGACCAAUCCCACUGAAGGUGUUUAAGAGAUUUGAUAAUGUGUUAGAGCUUGGGUCUUUGAUUCUGAUAAGUGGGUGAAGUUUAAAGUUUUGAAUAAAGCUGACACUGACAGAUGGAUUUUGUGACCUGUAAUUUUUAUAUAAUACAGGUGUGUUGUGUUGCCAAAAACUAAAAUGUUUAUUCUUCAUCUCCCUUCUGAGAUUUU
Molecule: messenger RNA, 3788 nt
Organism: Polyodon spathula (Mississippi paddlefish)
Lineage: Eukaryota; Metazoa; Chordata; Actinopteri; Acipenseriformes; Polyodontidae
Product: glutathione hydrolase 7-like
Exons: 16
Coding region: 89-2269 (726 amino acids)
Biological process (GO): glutathione catabolic process
Cellular component (GO): plasma membrane
Molecular function (GO): glutathione gamma-glutamate hydrolase
Source: RefSeq, a predicted model, not a curated record